Messenger RNA from Oppiella nova, 960 nucleotides. The record is from the annotation of a GenBank genome assembly. Lineage: Eukaryota; Metazoa; Arthropoda; Arachnida; Sarcoptiformes; Oppiidae.
CUUCACUUGUCGUACAUUAGUCUCAACACAAGUAUAUAAACAGAGCUCUCAUUCACACACUUUUAUACUUUGAAAAAAGUUUUGUUUCACUUUUGACUGAAUAACUCGCGAGUUAACUAUCACUAACAAAAUGCCAGUUGACUUGUAUUACAGUCGCUAUAGCGGGCCAUCCCGUGCCGUAUUGAUGACUAUACGACACCUUAAUAUCCCCGUAAACCUCAAACGCGUUCACUUGAAUGAAGGCGAUCAUAUGAAACCGGAAUACAUCAAGAUGAACCCGGCGCAUACCGUUCCCACCAUCCAUGACAAUGGAUUCUCAUUGUGGGAAAGUCGAGCCAUUAUGCAGUAUCUGUGUAACCAAUACGCACCGGACGGUCAGCUCUACCCUCGAGAGCCUAAAAAGCGAGCUCUGGUCGACCGGUGCCUCAACAUCGACAUGGGUUUGGGCCCACAAAUUGGCGAACUUAUGAGGGCUAAAACGUUUGCCGGAGUGGAUCCGCCACAAGAUAUGGUGACAAACCUGAAGAAUAAUCUGAAGGUUUUGGACGUAAUAAUUGGUGCAAAUCAUUACGUGACGGGGGAUGAGUUGACAAUCGCUGACCUGUCACUGUUAGCCACCGGAACAUACAUGGAUUGGCUGGAAGUGGAUGUAAGCGAAUUUGCCAAUUAUAAGCGAUGGUACACCACUGUCCACAAGGAAUUGCCGUAUUUCCAUCAAAUCAAUACCUUCUCGCAGGAGGAAAGGGAGGCUAUGGUUGCGAAGGGUAGAGCAUAUGCCCUUAAAAAAUAAACUUUUUAUAUACAUUGUAUCAAGUGAAUUCCAGAUAUUAAAUGUAAUAUUAUAUAUUAAUGUUUGCUUUAAAAUUUAAAUAAAUGUAUUGUAAAGUUAUUAUGCAUGAUACGUUAUUAUAAAAUAAUAUAAUAUAAUUAUCAAAUGAAUGAAUAUUAUUGGUUUUUCGG